Macroventuria anomochaeta is the source of this 156-nucleotide messenger RNA. RefSeq lists its product as uncharacterized. The transcript has a single exon. Lineage: Eukaryota; Fungi; Ascomycota; Dothideomycetes; Pleosporales; Didymellaceae. The annotation marks the transcript as partial. The record is from RefSeq and is a predicted model, not a curated record.
GAUGCGAUGAAGCUGUGCGCGAUCGUCGGACAAGGAUAUCUCUGGAUAGACCGUGUGUAUCUUGUGCAGGAUGACCUUAAGAGUAAACAGCAGCACCUCGAGGCCAUGGCUGAUACGUAUGCAAAAGUUGAGUUUGCAAUCGUUGCCGCAGAUGGG